Giardia duodenalis is the source of this 738-nucleotide messenger RNA. RefSeq names its product Ribosomal protein SA. The record is from RefSeq and is a predicted model, not a curated record. The transcript has a single exon. Bases 1 to 738 code for a protein of 245 amino acids. Gene Ontology annotation, molecular function: structural constituent of ribosome. Gene Ontology annotation, biological process: cytoplasmic translation; ribosomal small subunit assembly. Gene Ontology annotation, cellular component: 90S preribosome; ribosome; cytosolic small ribosomal subunit. NCBI's taxonomy places the organism in Eukaryota, Fornicata, Diplomonadida, Hexamitidae.
AUGUCGACAGAGAAAACGUCCCAGGCGUCCAAGGAGUACCAGCUCAAGGAGGCUGAUGUGAAGAAGAUGCUCGUUGCAACGACUCACCUUGGCGUCCGCAACAUCGAUAGGAGGAUGCAGUUCUACAUCUUCGACAGGCAGAAGGAUGGGACCUUUGUCUUCAACCUGCAGAAAGUCUGGGCCAAGAUCGUCUUCGCAGCACGCAUCCUCGUCACCAUCGAUGACCCCGCCGAGAUCGCCGUGGUCGCUAACAGACCCGAUGCUCAGCGUGCUAUCCUCAAGUUCUGCAAGUACACGCACGCGACUGCCUUCCCCGGCCGCUUUAUCCCUGGCAACUUCACCAAUCGUAUGAACCCGAACUAUUGUGAGCCUCGCCUCCUCCUCGUCAACGACCCGGUUGUCGACCGUCAGGCUAUUCUCGAGGCGUCCUACGUGAAUAUUCCGACUAUAUCGCUUUGCAACUCGGACGCUAACCUGAAGUUCAUUGACGUGGCAAUCCCCUGCAACAACAAGACUCCCAUGAGCAUCGGGCUUAUUUACUGGCUCCUUGCUCGUGAAGUUCUCAGGCUCAAGGGGAGCAUCUCAAGGACUGAGGAGUGGGAUGUGAAGCCCGAUCUGUUUGUUGCUCUUCCCGAGGAAAUCCCAGACGAGGAGGAGAGUGAGGACUUCUAUGAUGACGAUGAGGAGGAGGAUGAGGAAUUUUCCGCCGGCAAUGGCAACCUCUUCGACGAGUACUAA